Messenger RNA from Episyrphus balteatus (marmalade hoverfly), 2142 nucleotides. RefSeq names its product arrestin domain-containing protein 17 (gene Vdup1). The record is from RefSeq and is a predicted model, not a curated record. Gene Ontology annotation, biological process: protein transport. Bases 1098 to 2120 code for a protein of 340 amino acids. The transcript is spliced from 4 exons. Gene Ontology annotation, cellular component: cytoplasm. NCBI's taxonomy places the organism in Eukaryota, Metazoa, Arthropoda, Insecta, Diptera, Syrphidae.
AGCUUGAUGAUCAAUUCAGUUCUCUGCGAAACAUCAACAGUGGUGGUGGUGGUGUUGGAAUUAUUGUAUCUGUUUUCGUUUUAGUCUUAUGACUAACUAGAUACUUUUGUAUCCAAACAAAAUAUCUUUUAGAAAAAGAAUUAUUUUUUUAAAUUAACAACCAAACAAACUCUACAACAACAAAAAACUAUAGAAAAGGAAAUUGAUGAACAAGUUUUGUAUCUGAAACUUCAUCAGUAAAACAGCUGAAAAAGAGUCACGAUCUGUUUCGAAUACUAAUGAAGUCCAAGUCGUCUUUCCAGACAACAAAUCCAAACAAAGUUCUCUUUUAGAGAAAAAAAAAAACAAAAAAUAAAUAUAUUUAUAGUUUGUCAUUGUUUCCUUCUUUCUUCUACAAUACAACUACAACAAUUGGCUUUAAAGUGCAAUAAAAAGUGAAAACCUUUUUUUCUAUUUUGUUAAACAACACACAAGUUUGUGUAUUUGUUUUUUUAUGAAAAGAAAAGGAAAUAGACAAAAAAACACUCAACUGUCCAUCAAAGUGGUAACAAAAGUUUGAACAAAAAGGCAUUGAACUACGAAAAAAGUAUCUACUAUCCAGCAGGUACUAAACUGACUGACUGUGUGGUAUAACAAUAAAUUGACAACGCUUAUUUGAUAUUACCAUGCACAUCGAGCCAAAAAAGAAUUGCGUGCUGCAAAUUUAAUAGCGUUUUGAUUGUGCAAUAAACGAAAUAAUAGACAAGUGUUGCCAUUUUUCUAGCGGAAACUACUGCAUCGAACGUCAAAAAAAGUGACAUAACACGCUGCCUCAGCCCCAAAGUGGCACUAUCCGACUUACAUAUUUGGCCAAGAACAAGUUAUAUGUAUUAACAAACUAAAACAAAACAAAAAAAAAAAAUUAAUUCCGACCUUGAUAAUCUUGUGCCCACAGCAUUCCGGUCGUCUCAGUUCGUUGUGCCCAUUUUGGGUUUUAGAUUUCUAGAUUUCGACGGUUUCCGCUGCUGAUCAGUUAUAUGUAGAUGUUUUAAUUUAGUAUGCGCAUCUGAGAUACAUUUUUUAUUCUAAAAAACAAACCUACUACGAUCAUCAUCAAUAUGCCAAGAAAAUUGUUAAAAUUCUUGAUAAUCUUCGAUAACACAUCGUUGUUAUACUUUCCGGGACAAUUUCUAUCGGGAAAAGUACUUUUGGAACUCCAAGAUGAUACUCCAGCAUUGGGAUUACAUUUUCAUGUUGUCGGUGAGGGGGUAGUGAGGGUUGGAUCGGCUCGACAGGAGCGUACUUAUGACAAAGAAAACUACAUUGAUUUUCGAAUGAAAUUGCUGGGCGAUCCGGAUCAGGGGCCAUCGGUAUUAUCGCCAGGAAUUCAUAGUUUUCCAUUUAAACUGGGACUUCCGGUUGGACUGCCAUCGACAUUUUUGGGUCGUUAUGGUUGGAUACAGUAUUAUUGUAAGGCUGCAUUACGUGAACCAACGGGACUGAUACAUAAGAAUCAUCAAGUAUUUAUUGUUAUGAAUCCGAUCGAUUUGAAUUUAGAGAAACCUAUUUUGGCGCAACCAUUCACAUGUGAGGUGGAACACAAAUUAGGUGUUGCAUGCGUAGGUGGAGGAACAGUGAAGUGUAGAGUUGCUUUGGAUCGUGGGGGCUAUGUACCUGGAGAGAGUAUAUCUGUGACAGCUUAUAUAUCAAAUCACAGUAAUAUAACAAUAAAGAGGACAAAGGCAUCUUUAACUGAGACUGUUGAAUAUCUAGCUCGUGGAAAAACCGUACAAACUGAAAAACGUGCCUUGGCCGUUUUAGUUCGUGGAAAAAUUCGUCCUGGUGGAAAAGAUGAAUGGCAAAAUGAUAGUUUGUAUGUGCCACCAUUGCCACCAACAAAUUUAAGAGGAUGUCAUUUAAUUAAGAUUUCCUAUGAUGUCUUUUUUGUGAUUGAACCCAAGUCAUUAGAGAAAGAAAUUAAAUUACAAUUGCCGAUUGUUUUAGCCACAUAUCCAUUUAGAAGUUCUCAGAAUGAUGUCGCAAAUACAUGGCCGGAAGCUGUUCUAAAGCCCGAUACACAUUAUCCAUCAACAUUACCAAUAUUUAGACCAUGGUUACAUGAAAAACCUGAUACAAGUUAAAAUUGUAUUUAUUUUUAAAUUU